Molecule: messenger RNA, 2106 nt
Organism: Pyrus x bretschneideri (Chinese white pear)
Lineage: Eukaryota; Viridiplantae; Streptophyta; Magnoliopsida; Rosales; Rosaceae
Product: quinolinate synthase, chloroplastic-like
Exons: 9
Coding region: 1-2106 (701 amino acids)
Biological process (GO): 'de novo' NAD+ biosynthetic process from L-aspartate
Cellular component (GO): chloroplast
Molecular function (GO): 4 iron, 4 sulfur cluster binding; quinolinate synthetase A activity
Source: RefSeq, a predicted model, not a curated record
AUGUCUUCACCCCAGCAUGGGCAAUUGGAUAUGAAUUUAAACUUGCUCAAAUUUGGGAUUGAAGAAAAUAAUUUUGUGAUGUUUGUUGCAGACUCGGGGUUGAAUGCUGUCGGUGAUGGUGAUGGUGAUAAUGCUCAAGGCACAUCAAAAGUUAGGAAUGGGCGAGAGCAAUUGGGCACCAAAUUUGCUACUUUUCUUCGAGUCAAGGAGUCUACAAGGCAACGGAAGCGGAAGCGGAAGCGGAGGGAAAUUACUGCUCAAGGCGGCACCUAUGAAACGCAGGUCGAGAGGGAAAUUACUACUUCCGUAGAAGUCCAAGAGUGUAGGCACCGGGUCAAAGAGUAUAGGCAGCAUCUUGGAUUAAAUCUGGGUUCAAAAUCUGGGUCUCUGACCUCUCUCCGCCUCCCCCUUCUCCUGCUCCGCCCUCACCCUCUCACCGUCAAGACAGACGACUUGUCGUCGCUCAAUGUGGGAUUGCCGGGCGCGCAGAGGUCUAGGGUUAACACGUGGCAUAAUGUGCAGGUCAGUAUGCAGAAAAAGACUAAGGCUUUGGUCGCCCAGCGGCAGGGUACGCCGCCGCUCGAGCCUUUCCCGUCGCUCGUCGUCACCGCCGAUGGGUUUCGGGCAAAGGGCAGCUUCGCUGAGGCCCAGGCGAGGUGCUUGUUUCCCGAUGAAUCGAAGGUUGAGGAACUUGUUAAUGUGUUGAAGGAAAAGAAAAUUGGGGUUGUUGCACAUUUUUGCAUGGACCCAGAGUUUCAAGGUAUUUUAACUGCUGCACAGAAACACUGGCCUCACAUCCAUAUAUCUGAUUCAUUGGUCAUGGCGGAUUCCGCUAUGACUCUGGCGAAAGCUGGUUGCGAAUACAUUACAGUCUUGGGUGUUGAUUUUAUGUCGGAAAAUGUCCGGGCUGUACUUGAUCAGGCUGGCUUUGAAAAGGUUGGUGUGUACAGGAUGUCAAACGAACGUCUUGGUUGUUCGUUGGCAGAUGCUGCAUCUAGUCCUUCGUACAUGAGCUAUCUUGAGGCAGCUUCUAGGUCUCCACAUUCGUUGCAUGUUGUCUACAUUAAUACUUCUCUAGAAACAAAAGCAACAUGUAAUUGCUCGCUCCAGACUCGAAGAUGCCGAUGCGGAAAUGCCUCUUCAAAUGUUGUCCAAACCAUUUUGCAGGCUUUUGUUCAAGUGCCAGAUGCAAACAUAUGGUACGGGCCUGAUUCCUACAUGGGUGCAAAUAUUAGAGAAUUACUCCAGCAGAUGACUAAGAUGACUGAUGAAGCAAUUGCUGAGAUACAUCCAGAACAUAAUAGAGACUCAAUCAGAUCUUUGCUACCUCGCCUACAUUAUUUUCAGGACGGGACAUGCAUAGUGCAUCAUUUAUUUGGAAAUGAAGUUGUCGACAGGAUAAAAGAAAUGUACCGUGAUGCAUAUCUAACUGCCCAUUUUGAGGUCCCAGGAGAGAUGUUCUCAUUGGCAAUGGAAGCAAAGAGAAGAGGAAUGGGGGUUGUGGGUUCUACCAAGAACAUACUAGAUUUUAUAAAACAGAGGAUUCAAGAGGCUUUGGAUAGAAAUGUCAAUGAGCAGCUUCAGUUUGUGUUGGGAACAGAAUCCGGAAUGGUGACUUCAAUUGUUGCAGCAGUUCGUAGUUUGUUAGGUUCUGCAAGAUCUGGAGGAGCAGAAAUUAAUGUAGAAAUUGUAUUUCCAGUUUCAUCAGACUCAGUAACAGCAUCAAGUUCUUCCCCAGGCCUUAACUCUGUAAAACUAGGCGAUGUCAUACUACCUGUUAUACCUGGAGUUUCCAGUGGGGAGAGAUGUUCCAUUAACGGUAGCUGUGCAUCCUGCCCAUACAUGAAGAUGAAUUCUCUCACCUCCCUCCUGAAAGUUUGCCACCACCUGCCUGCCGGGACGAAUAAUACCCUUUCCGCAUAUGAGGCCAGCCAAUUCAAACUUCAAACUCCCAAUGGGAAGUCAAUAGCGGAUGUUGGGUGCGAACCAAUACUGCACAUGAGGCACUUCCAGGCCUCUAAAAAGCUGCCGGAGAAGCUUAUUUCCCAGAUCAUUCGUCCAUCUGGUGACGGAAACUCGGUGUUGUUAAAUAAAGUGAAAGCUUAA